Molecule: messenger RNA, 1363 nt
Organism: Homarus americanus (American lobster)
Lineage: Eukaryota; Metazoa; Arthropoda; Malacostraca; Decapoda; Nephropidae
Product: glutamate receptor 3.3-like
Exons: 7
Coding region: 1-1182 (393 amino acids)
Cellular component (GO): membrane
Molecular function (GO): glutamate-gated receptor activity
Source: RefSeq, a predicted model, not a curated record
AUGGUAAGAGCUCUCAUCAUCAGCCAAGUAUCAUCAGCUAGACGUACUCACAGAACUCUAUCUACAAGCCGAUAUGAGCUUCGAGAACCCAUAGAUGAGAAGUGGGGGACUCCUGUCGGUGACGGAAACUGGACGGGGAUCGUUGGCACCCUUCAGCACCAGCAGGCGGACUUCUCCCUCGACCUUACACUCACAGAGUCAAGGAGCCGCGUCAUGGACUACUCCAGGGUCUAUUAUCAGGAUCCUAUUGUUAUUGUGUCGCCAAAGCCUACUCCUCUUCCCCGGCACCUGGCACUCACCAGACCAUUUGAAGGGGAACUUUGGUUGGUUGUUACUGUUUGUACAUUCGUCCUCGGCAUCAUCUUGUGGCUGCUGCAGAAGAUGUGGUCAUGGGUGUCUGGUGACCGAAGCGCCAGUCUGGUGUCUACUCUCUUCGACAGCUGGGGGAUGCUUCUUAUGAAACCAAUAACAGAGAUUCCCUCUAACAUGAAUGGCCAGGUGCUGGUAGGAUGGUGGUUGCUGACGUGUGUGAUCAUCACCACAGCCUACCGUUCCUCCUUCAUCGCCCACCUGUCCGUCCAGAGCAAAUAUCCACCUAUUAACAACUUUCAGGACCUGCUCAACCGUGACGGCUGGUCUUGGGGUUCUAAGGCUUUGCUAGGAACUGUUUUUCUCUACUUCAACCAAAGUUCUGAUCCUGAUAUACAAAACAUAUUUAGAAAAAUGGAAAUUUCCUCGAUAGAAGACUCGUUGAAGAGAGUCUUGGCUGGCGGGUUCUCCCUUAUAGUGGUCAAAAUACGUGUGAAAGUCCAAGCGGCUGAGAUCUUCUUCGACCAGUAUGGCAACUCACGCUACCAGUUGGCCAGGACAGAGUAUCCCAUUUUUGGUGGUAACGUCUGGGGCUUCCGACAAGGAGCACCAUUUACGAGUCAGAUCAGCAAGAUGAAGCAGCGACUGAUCGAGGCGGGGCUUCUGAAUCUGUGGCUGGACGACAUCAUAAAGAUUCAAACUGAGUUGAAAAAUGCAGACCGAAAUACAGAGGAACUUACACUGAACAGUGAGGAGAACUCGAAUCAGGUGGUGCUGGGGCUGGACCACCUGCAGGGCGGCUUCUACCUGCUGCUGUUGGGCUGCUUCCUCGCCUUCCUCGCCUUUGUAGCAGAGAUCAUAACUCAGUGUUGACUCAAUUAUCAAGAUUCAUAUUUGGUUGCAGAUAAUGAAUCAAUAAUAGGUACAAUAAAUCAAAUGCUUAUUUGAUGAAGCUACAUAAAAUCAGUGUAGAUUUUCCCCUUAAGUCUCAAGAGCCCUGGAAAAGUCCCUUUACAUAUGCGUUGCACAUAGUCUCUCGUGAAAUAAAUGUUUU